This is a messenger RNA of Fomitopsis serialis, 1325 nucleotides long. RefSeq names its product methyltransferase domain-containing protein. The coding region runs from base 127 to 1173 and encodes 348 amino acids. Lineage: Eukaryota; Fungi; Basidiomycota; Agaricomycetes; Polyporales; Fomitopsidaceae. The record is from RefSeq and is a predicted model, not a curated record. The transcript is spliced from 5 exons.
CAGGCUGCGGCCAGCACAACACAUCCGAGUCCGAAACAUCCCUCACUCGCCUUGUCCUUCCCCAGUCCGCCUUCAACAGGCCUUUACACUCCUUUGAACGGGCCACCAUCGCAGACUUUAUCUCUCAUGGCACACGCAGCUUCCGCCAAACACUUCGUCGCGCGCCACCCGCGCUACUUAGCCAUCCUCGGCUUCAUCCUCCUUGGUCUCGUCUUCAUCUACGCCCAGGGCCCACCAGACGAGCACUACCUCAAGCGCAAUCCGCUCAAGACAUGGAUACUCGAGGAGGAUAGGCGGUACCAGCAGACGUUGCGAGAGAGAGACGGGAUGGUGCGGAAGUGGGGACCGACGCCGGAGCGCGUUCAGGCAUUCCCACCACAAGAUGAUUUCUAUACUCUGUGGGACUUCUACAUUCCGUCAUUCCGCUGCCCGCACCGCGUCGAGCGCGUCGGUGCCCUCGGAGACGGCGGCAAGUGGGUCUGUGGGCUCGAGCGCAUCGCUCAGCAAGACUCCUGCGUGAUCUACUCCUUCGGGAUCAACAACGAGUCGUCCUUCGAGGCCGCCCUCAUGCGUGCCGCCCCGCGCUGCCAGGUCUGGGGCUACGACUUCAGCGUGCCCAAUUUCGGGCCUGAGAUCACGGAGGACUCGAACCUGCGUUCCCGGUCGCACUUCCGGUCGUGGGGGCUCGGCUCUACGGACAACUAUGGCCCGGACGCGAACCCGCCGUUCUACACGCUGCAGACGCUCAUGGCGAUGAACGGCCACUCCUUCAUCGACAUCCUGAAGGUUGACAUCGAGGGCGCCGAGUUUGAUGCGCUCGCGUCCUUCCUCGCAUACCACAUCGCCCAGGCGGCCAACAGGCCGCCCCCACCGCCGCCGCCGUCCAACCCGCACGGCCCGCCGCCGCCGCCGCCGUCGAUGCUCCCUACGCUCCCGAUCGGCCAGCUGCAGAUCGAGCUGCACGCGCGCUCCGGCUCGGGGCACGACACGUUCGCCGCUUUCAACAGCUGGUGGGAGUCCCUCGAGGCCGUCGGCCUGCGCCCGUUCUUCGCGGAGCCGAACCUGGUGUACGUGAACCUGGUCCGCGGGGUGCGGCCGGACCUUGUCGAGUACUCUUUGCUCAACAUCCGCGGAGACCAUACGUUGGUCUCGGACCGUUACAUCGCUUACUAGUUGCAGAUGCCGCCUCCCAGCGAGGACUCUCGUCACAUCCUAACUAAUCUGCACAGCUUUGCCGUGCCAGGGGCAGCGGACUCUUUCCUUCCGAGUACCAAUGUAUUUUAUAAUCGUCGUUCAAUGCUCUCUACAUGCUCGCAGACAUUGAU